AUGAUACGCGUCACCCCUGAAGGCAAUAUCAUAUGGGCGAAUGGCCAAUACUAUAAGAUCACAGGCCAUCCAGCCGACGAUCAAUACUCACGACCCUUUAUCGAGGUUGUCCAUCCUGAAGUUAGGGCGCCUGCCGAACGAUUCUGGAUGAAACUGAUCGAGGAGCAUAAGCCUUCAGACAGUGAAUUCCGACUGACUCGAAAGUGGAAACCACCGACUGCUGCAGGAAACUCUAAUCCUGAAGAUGAACCAUGCUGGCGGCCUGCGUCACGGAUGUCAUUGAGAUCAAAUGGACCCAAAGGGGUGCACAGCAAACUUGCUGCCGAAGAAACCAAGGCCCGCAAGCUGCAGGAAGCCUUCAUCGAUCUCGUUUCGCAUGAGAUGAGGAAUCCUCUGUCAGCGAUAAUUCAGCUCGCUGACGACAUUACCGGCUCUUUGGAACACUGGCUAGCGGCCGACCGCACGAUCGAGCGCGCUGCUCGUCUGAUGCAUGAGAACGUUGAAAGCGGGGGCAGGACAAUCCUACUUUGUGCUGCCCCAUCAGAAACGAAUCAUCGACGACGUAUUGACACUGUCCAAGCUUGA
Messenger RNA from Exophiala aquamarina CBS 119918, 585 nucleotides. RefSeq lists its product as uncharacterized. Gene Ontology annotation, biological process: signal transduction. The transcript is spliced from 3 exons. Gene Ontology annotation, molecular function: phosphorelay sensor kinase activity; protein binding. NCBI's taxonomy places the organism in Eukaryota, Fungi, Ascomycota, Eurotiomycetes, Chaetothyriales, Herpotrichiellaceae. The record is from RefSeq and is a predicted model, not a curated record. The coding region runs from base 1 to 585 and encodes 194 amino acids.